AUGCCUCCGCAACCGAGUGGUAAAGCCGUGAAGAAGGCGGGAAAGGCCCAGAAGGCCGUCCGCGCCGGCGAUAAGAAGAAGCACCGGAAGAGGAGGAAGGAGUCCUUCUCCAUCUAUAUCUACAAAGUGCUGAAACAGGUCCACCCGGACACCGGCAUCUCAUCCAAAGCCAUGUCAAUCAUGAACUCCUUUGUGAACGACAUCUUCGAGCGCAUCGCCGCCGAGGCCUCCCGUUUGGCGCACUAUAACAAGCGCUCGACUAUCACU
Oppiella nova is the source of this 267-nucleotide messenger RNA. The record is from the annotation of a GenBank genome assembly. NCBI's taxonomy places the organism in Eukaryota, Metazoa, Arthropoda, Arachnida, Sarcoptiformes, Oppiidae.